GAGGAGGCCAGACAGGCUCUUUCUCCCCCUUUAGGCCGCCUCCGAGUCGUGUGUGCUUCUGCUUAGCGGAACAAACAAUGCAGUUUGUGGGAUCUUUGUCGGCGUGCUUGCUGUCACUCAUUGUCGGUGGCUGUGAGGCCUUUGCAGCCACGCAGGUACUUAGGCACACUCCGCCUGCACUGCAUUAAUUCACUUCCGUAGCCAGUCACUGCACGUGAGCCCAUCUUGUGUGAUGGUCUCUCUCGUCAGGUGCCGGUGCUGGCCUCCCCAUCUGUCACCGCUGCAACGCCCAAGAAGAAACCGGUGUGUGCCAAUCACUGCCAUCCCACGCAUCACACACACAUAUUUAUUUGCUGCCAUCCCAUCUGUAUUGCUUGUCUGCUUUGCCCUGCACGUACGUAUGUGUUCAUUUAGACAAUUCUGGUGACAGGCGCUACGGGGCGGACAGGCAAGGAGGUCGUGGCCAACCUCAUCAAAAGAUACAGACAGGUACACACACGAGGCAAGGCGAGGCAGCCGAUCCAUGCAGUGCAGGUGGGCUGUCUGUCUGUCUGUCUGUGUUCAUUUCAUUCGUUUGUCCCACACACGCACACGUAGGAUGAGGUGACUGUUCGUGUGGGUGCGCGAGAUGUCAAGAAGGCCGAGCAGAUGUUUUCUGACGUCAGCGACCGGGUGGAGAUCGUUCAGUGUGACCUGUUGAAUGAAGGCAGCAUCAACAAGGCGACCAGCGGUGUGGAUAAAGUUGUCUGGGCGGCGACGGGAUUCUCUCAACAGCAGUCUCUGCUGGACCGUGUGUUCUCCCUCAUUCGCUUCGCAACGAGCCCGAAAACUACCGUCGAGGUGAGCAGAGCAGACAGCGAGGGCACCAUCACACGUAGCGUUGCCGCUGUUGUAUGUAUGUAUGUAUGUAUGUUUGUGUGUGCAUGUGAUGUGCAGGUGGAAGGGAUCCAGAAGCUUGUGCAAGCGCUCAAGCAGCAGAGGGACGGCCGCAAGGAGCAAGAUGACGGUACGGUAUGAGUGUACCCUGUUCGUUCGAACAGACAGACACCUGCCGGCCCACACAGCCAGCCACUUGUGUGUUUUUCUGUGUGUGCUGGCCUGGUUGGCUCGGCUCGGCUCGUUUCAGGUCUGCCUGCUUUUGUCAUGAUGUCGUCAGCAGCCCUCACUCGGCCCUUCUGGGAUGAAGCUGAGAAGGAGAAGUUCGUGGAAGUGACCGACAUUCCUAUCGUCAAGCUCAAUCCAUUCAACAUCCUGGGUGAGGGAGGCCAGUGAUGCCUCUAUGUGUGUGUAUAUAUGUCGCUGGCUGUUUGGCAGGGACGAAGCUCGAGGGUGAGAACGUCUUGCGGAAGAGCGGGGUGCCCUACUGCAUUGUACGGCCAUGUGGCUUAAACGAUGCCCAUAAGCGGGGCCGGCCGGUCCUCGUGCAAGGUGAGGGGGAACAGCACACAGCCAAGCACACACACACCAUUUAAUUACUUACAUGAGUGUCUGCAGGUGACGUGGCGAUCGGGCGCAUCAACAGGUAUACAUACGCACACACACAUUUCCUGUGUGAAGAAACUGUCUUCCAUGAAUACAUACAUCGGUUCCUUCACCGCAGGAAGGAUGCGGCGGAGGUUGUGUGUUCGGUGUUGGAGUGCCCGGAGGCUACCGGCAAGACAUUCGAAGUCUUCACAAUCCCCUUGUACAAGAAGAGCCCUCAGGUCAUCAUAUAUGUGAACAGACAGACAGGACCCACCUCACCUCCACGGGCACAUAUCUGUGUGUGUUCAGACCUUCAAGAAGACGCUAGAGGGACUGAAAAGGGACUCACCCGACUGGCAAGAUGAUGUGGGAAGCAAGGUGAGUGGCCAACCAGGCCGCUCGCACACGCCAGAAACUUGUACGCAAAUGCAUGCACGCCCUCCUUUGCCUGUCUGCCUGAGGAAUGCAGGUUGUGAGUGACGAGCUUUAUGAGUUUCUUCGCCAGCUCCAGCCCAACCCACAACCGAGAAACGUCGACCAGGGGAGCCUCAGGCAAAGUACGUCCUUCUCGCAGAUCUUCCAUCUCUGCUCUGCCGCAUACCCUGUGUGUGUGUGUGUGUGUGUGUGGGUUCCGUGCAGGCGAUGAGGAGCCAGAGGAAGACGAGGGUGUGAAGGCCGAUGCGGUGCAGCAGAAGGAGCGAGUAGAGAGGCAGGAUCGCAUAGUAGCCGCCGUCAGAUGACGUGAGACUAGACCAAUCAGUGACUUUGUGAUCGCAUGCAUAACGUGCAGCCCUCGAUUGACGCUUGUACUCAACACCCAACGGUCACAACACCAUUGGCACAUUCUCACUUGCAACUCAAGCC
Molecule: messenger RNA, 2328 nt
Organism: Vitrella brassicaformis
Lineage: Eukaryota; Vitrellaceae
Source: the annotation of a GenBank genome assembly